Messenger RNA from Geosmithia morbida, 1140 nucleotides. Its product is annotated as mannitol-1-phosphate 5-dehydrogenase. Gene Ontology annotation, cellular component: cytosol. The record is from RefSeq and is a predicted model, not a curated record. Gene Ontology annotation, molecular function: mannitol-1-phosphate 5-dehydrogenase activity. NCBI's taxonomy places the organism in Eukaryota, Fungi, Ascomycota, Sordariomycetes, Hypocreales, Bionectriaceae. The transcript has 2 exons. Gene Ontology annotation, biological process: mannitol catabolic process. Bases 1 to 1140 code for a protein of 379 amino acids.
AUGCCCUUUUCCCUCCGACUUCCCAGAAACUCGAGGCAAACGCUCUGCAUCGUCUUUGCCGACAUCAAUGAGGAACGCACAAAAUACAUCAACGACACCCCGUCGUAUCGUGUCAUCGAGGUCGGAUCCGACGGCACGUCGGAAAACAUCGUCACAAACUUCCGUGCCGUCAACUCGUGCACACACGAGGAGGACCUGCUCGAGGAGAUCCGCACUGCCGACAUUGUCACCUGCGCCGUCGGUCCCAAGAUCCUGAGCUGCAUCGCUCCCCUCAUCGCCAAGGGCAUCGACCGUCGGUCCAACGACGAGACGCCUCUGCACGUCAUCGCCUGCGAGAACGCCAUCGGCGCCACCGAUACGCUCGCCGGAUACAUCAGGGAGAACACCCCCUCGGACCGGCUCGAGGAUCACCACAUGCGUGCCCGCUACGCCAACUCGGCCAUCGAUCGCAUCGUGCCCGCUCAGGACCCCGGCGCCGGCCUCGACGUCAAGCUCGAACGGUUCUUCGAGUGGGUCGUCGAGAAGGGUCCGUUUGAGGACAUUGGCAUCCCCGAGAUCGAAGGCAUCAACUGGGUCGAUGACCUGUGCCCCUUCAUCGAGCGAAAGCUCUACACGGUCAACACGGGCCACGCCACGGCCGCCUACCACGGCUACAACCGUCGCAGGCGCACGGUAUACGAUGCCCUGCAGGACAAGCACAUCAUCGCCCAGGUCCGCGGCGCCCUCAACGAGACCAAGAGGCUCAUCGUCUCCAAGCACGCCAUCGAUGAGGAGCAGCAGUCGGCCUACGUCGAGAAGAUUCUCAAGCGCAUCGGCAACCCUCAUCUGGAGGAUGCCGUCGACCGCGUCGGCCGCGCCCCCAUGCGUAAGCUGUCGCGCAAGGAGCGCUUCGUCGGCCCGGCCGCCGAACUGGCCGAGAAGGGCGAGUCGAUCGAGUACCUCCUCAACGGUAUCGAGAUGGCCUUCCGCUUCCAGGACGUCGGCGAGGAUGAGGAGUCGAGGGAGCUGUCCCAGAUCAUGUCGGAGAAGACGCCCGAAGAGGUCGUCUCUAUGGUGUGCGGCGUCCAGGCUUCGGAGAAGAUCUAUCCGCGACUCGUCGACGUGGUGAAGCGUGUCCAGGACGACAGCCGCGACGAUUGA